GAAUCUCCACCUCCCAAGACUCUUCUUACUUAUAUUAAAAGGUCAUUUCAAGAAUUUGUCUUUGCAUUUGCCAACUUUCCCAUUAUAAAUUACAUUAACUCUGUAUCAUUCAAGUAUUAGCUACAGAUGGACACAUCAGAGUGGAGCUCGAACCUCGCGGUGAGAAACAAGGAGCCCGUAGUCACCGUGAGAGAGAUUCUCCAAGAUUCGGAUGUCGACGACCAAAUUAUAGAACCAUGCUCCUCCCACAGCCCUCGUAAACGCAAUCAUUACGAGGUGGAGAGAAACUCGAUUAUUACUCCAUCGAUCCGAAAACCAAGCAACGAGAAGGAACAAGUAUCGCCAGCAAAGCGCCAACGCAAUGCUAAAGGCUUGGAAUCAAUUUGCCUACAGGCAGAGCACAAUGGCAAGAGUCGAGGAACUGUUUUCAUGGAAAGAGAGAUUGCUAUAGCAAAGAAAGGUAAUGAAAGAAUUCCUGAUACGCCCAAUAUUGGGAAGCGAAUCGGGGGAUUAAGAGCGAUGCUGUUGGGGCCGGAACCGCAAUCAUCACUCCCAUCUGACCGUAAUGGACCGGAGUCUUCUGGUACCAAGGAAACAACGCCCAUAGACACAAAGAUGCACCCCGUGGAUAUCCUCAGUCCCGCACUAGGACAUCCUAGCUCUGCGCAACAUGAAAACUCCAGAUUAGAUUGUAUUUCUAGUAGCUCCAAAUCUCGUCAUUAUAAAUACCACAAUCUCAAGAGCAACUACGAGAAUAAUCCACACAACACUCCCGAAGCUCAAACCCCCAAGGAAAGCAGCGACAAGUACGAAUAUAAGCUUAAUAACACUAAACCCAACCAAGAUUGCGAACAAAUCAGCAAAACCUUUGAAUCUCUCUUCCCCAUAGUCGAAGAUUGGAUCGAGCAGCAAAAGUCUCAAUUCGAUACUCUUACUGAAAAAAUCAAUAAAACUUUCAGCUUGAUACAACAAGGUGAACGGCUGCUACAGAACGUCAUGGAUACCGAAAACGCUUCUCGAUUGGAGCUCCUGAUCGACAAGAUCACUCAUUUACUCGCAGAAGAUUUAAUGACUGAUGUUCCCAGCUCUGCAGCACCCAGUUCUUCACCAGAGAGAGACUCCGUCGCCCAACUUACAAAAGUUUAUUUGCCAACCGACCCUCCCCAGACUUUGGAAGAACUUCAACAAUUAGCCAACAUGAGAUCACACGCGGGCGUAAGUUUGAGUGAAAAAGAAGCAGAGUUUAUGUCGGCCAUUGCGUAUCUCGGCGCUAAACAAACGAAGCUCAAGGAGGAAUGGAACAUGCUCAACUUAAGAGAAGACAAGAACGAUCUCGAAUUUAUGUUCGAGAUGAAUUGCCGUGAGCGAGCAGAGGUUUUGGAGGGGGUUUGGGAUUUGAAGAAAAAAAUUGCGGAGUUCUACAUGUUUAGAAGAUAAGUGAAUUGUGACAUGCGUCAGAACGAUGUAAAGCUGGAGCUAUUAGGCUCAUUGAUAUUAGAGUUGUAAGGUGGGACUCCUAUUACUGUAACAUCGUUAUCUUCGACUCUGCAAGGUAUGCACCUGUCUCUUGAAUUCUUUCCAUUUUUUUAUCCAAUCGGGGAAGGGCGUGCAAUGGCCAGCUAGAGAAGCUAGUUGUCACAUAUCAUGAAUAGAAGCUCAACA
This is a messenger RNA of Botrytis cinerea B05.10, 1662 nucleotides long. RefSeq lists its product as hypothetical. The transcript is spliced from 6 exons. Lineage: Eukaryota; Fungi; Ascomycota; Leotiomycetes; Helotiales; Sclerotiniaceae. Bases 127 to 1437 code for a protein of 436 amino acids. The record is from RefSeq and is a predicted model, not a curated record.